GCCCAGAAUUUUCAAUAAAUUCACCUUUUCCCCGCCAAGCCUAAUGCUUUAUUAUCCUGUCCUCGUUUGUUUUUCCCGCCAUUUCCAGGUUCCUCUCUUCUAGAUCUUCAUCGCCGCCCCCGCCGGUUGUCUCCACUGCCACCUCCAUCCGGUGAUUCAACUUUAUCGAAAAUGACAAGAGAAGAAGUUGAGAAUGGAAAAGACUACAUGUUAAUAGACGGAGAGGACAAUGCCGUUCCAGAUGGAUUUAACGCUGAUUAUCUAAAAGCUUAUUACGGAAAGCUUUUCCCUUGUGCUGAUAUGUUCAAGUGGCUGUCUUAUGGCAAUGAUGGAAAGCAUCCAGGUUGUGAUCACUCAUACUCUGGUCGGAGGGAGUUUUCAUUCACAUUGGAUAAUGAUAUUUACUUGCGAUUUCAAUCAUUUAAUACUGCAUCUGAGCUGGAAAAUGCUAUCAAGGAGAAGUGUCCUUUUAAAAUAGACAUUGGACCUGCCUACAGCGUGGAUCCCUCAAAAAGGCAUGCCUAUUCACAAGGUGGUGAUAAUAUAUUCACGCCUGUGGAAAGAGAGCUUGUGUUUGAUAUUGAUAUUUCCGAUUAUGAUGAUGUUAGAUAUUGCUGUUCAGGAGCUGAUGUUUGUUUGGAGUGCUGGCCACUAAUGACAGUUGCUAUCAAGGUCAUUGAUACUUCUCUCAGAGAUGACUUUGGGUUUAGUCACAUUCUGUGGGUAUACAGUGGUAGGCGUGGUGUCCAUUGUUGGGUUUGUGAUGGAAAAGCAAGAAGGUUAAACAAUGAACAGCGGGCUGCAAUUGCUGAUUAUUUUCGUGUCUACAAGGGCAAUGAGAAUAGCAAUAAAAAGGUUUCUCUAGUGGGUCCUGCACUUCAUCCUUUCCUCGCGAGAUCAUAUACUGAUGUCUUACAAGGUUACUUUGAGAAAAGACUUCUAUCAAGUCAAAAUUUGUUCCUGAAUGAGGAGAGGUUUGAGAAGAUACUGGAAAUGAUACCUGACGAAUCUAUUACAUCUGAGCUCCGGGGAAAGUGGCUGUCUAACAAGCGCUCAAAAGAAGAUAUUAAUGUUGUUCGUUGGGAACAACUAAAACAUCUGUUAUCUAGUAAAAAGGGCCAGGGUCAUCGCAGAUGCAUCGAAGAGAUUGUGUUUUCUUUUACCUAUCCAAGACUUGAUAUGGAGGUAUCAAAGCACAUGAAUCACUUAUUAAAAGCUCCUUUCUGUGUGCACCCCAAAACAGGCCGCAUUUGUAUUCCUAUUGAUCCCAAUAAGUGUGACGAGCUUGAUCCUUCUGCUGUUCCAACCCUUUCCAAGCUUAUUGGAGAUCUUAAUGCUGGAGGUUUUAUAGCAGAAGGGGACAAUGGUAAGGAAAAAGGGAACAAUGAAUGGGAUGGAACAUCUUUCGUACAAUGUGUUAAAUACUUUAAGGAACACUUCUUGGAUCCUCUGCAUAAGUCUUGCAAGGAGGAGAUAGAGACUUCUUAUAAUGCAAAGGUUAAGCAGUCCAGGAAUUCAAUUAGCUGGUAGUGUUCUUGUAAGAUCUUCAAUAUACAUGUGUUUGUUUAUGACCCUGCUGGUCAUUGUAAUUAUGUGUUUAGUACUAUGUCUUGUGCUUAAUUUGUUAAGUCUUAUGCUUAAUUUGAGUGAUAAAGCGUGUAAUAUGCUCUCCCCCCCCCCCCCCCCCCC
This is a messenger RNA of Nicotiana tabacum (common tobacco), 1689 nucleotides long. RefSeq lists its product as uncharacterized. The record is from RefSeq and is a predicted model, not a curated record. Lineage: Eukaryota; Viridiplantae; Streptophyta; Magnoliopsida; Solanales; Solanaceae. Gene Ontology annotation, biological process: DNA replication, synthesis of primer.